ACGUCUUCGAUUUCCGGACCCACGAGGAUGCGCAUGAUGUCGUCUGCCAUACAGGGAGGGCCAGAAGCAGCUCUACGACUACUAGGACUACUCAACGCAUCCCCAACACCAUUCCACGCGGUGCAAAACGCUGCUGACCGCUUAGAACAAGCUGGAUUUUCCAAAAUUUUGGAGAAAGAUGCGUGGAAUCUGAAGCCUGGGGGUAGAUAUUACUUUACCCGUAACCAGGCCGCAUUGAUUGCUUUCCAGCUUCCAUCGAGCUGGCAACCUGGUGCAGGCGUCAGCAUUGUCGCUACUCAUGUCGAUUCGCCAAAUCUUCGUGUCCGACCCGUCUCAAAAAGAACCAAGGAGGGUUAUCUGCAAGUCGGCGUGGAGCUCUAUGGAGGGGGUAUCUGGCAUUCAUGGCUUGACCGUGAUUUGUCGAUUGCUGGAAGAGUCGUUACGUCCACCCCGAACGGGUUCAAAUCGAGGCUCGUUAGAAUUGACCGACCACUCCUUCGUAUCCCAACUCUGGCAAUUCACUUGGACCGCAAUGUCAACGACUCGUUCAAGUUCAACCAGGAGACCGAAUUUGUUCCUAUCCUCGGCCAAAUAAAUGCACAACUUAACGAAACCAAGUCAGCGUCCGAGAAGAAGGCGUCUAGUGUGCAAGAGAACCACCAUCCCGCUCUAAUUUCUCUGUUAGCCGACGAGUUAUCUGUCGCACCAGAAGAUAUUCUCGACUUCGAACUCUCACUCUUUGAUACCCAACCCUCUGUGCUUGGAGGGCUCAACAAUGAGUUUAUAUUUAGCCCUCGGCUGGACAAUCAAUUUUCUUCUUUCUGUGCGGUGGAAGCUUUAGCUCAGAGUGUCUCUGCACCGAAUGCUGGUAGCUUCAAGGGCAAUGUCAACUGCAUUGCGCUUUUCAACCACGAAGAGAUCGGGAGCGUGUCGACUUCUGGCGCCGAAUCGAAUCUCAUUCCCUCUUUGAUUCAACGACUGUCGCCUAAAAGCGAAGACUAUGCCCAAAGCCUUCAUCGGUCCUUCCUGGUCAGCGCUGAUAUGGGGCAUGCACUACAUCCCAACUACACCUCAAAGCAUGAAGAUAACCACAAACCCACUAUCAAUGGGGGUGUUGUUAUCAAAACCAACGCAAAACAACGCUAUGCGUCUGACGCGGUCUCGACUUUCAUAGUCAAACAGCUCAUUGAGCGGAAAGGAGGGAAAGUACAGGAAUAUGAAGUCCGGAAUGAUAUGGCUUGUGGAUCCACGGUAGGGCCGAUGCUCUCGAAAUUGGGUCUUCGAACAUGUGACGUUGGAUGUGCUCAGUGGAGCAUGCAUUCAGCACGGGAGACAGCUGGGUCGCAUGACGUGCAAAACUACAUCGACCUUUUCCGCUCGCUUUUCGAAAACUAUGCUGAGAUUGAGCAGAGCCUAAGUGUAGAUUGA
Mycena indigotica is the source of this 1428-nucleotide messenger RNA. RefSeq lists its product as uncharacterized. Bases 28 to 1428 code for a protein of 466 amino acids. Gene Ontology annotation, cellular component: fungal-type vacuole. Gene Ontology annotation, biological process: proteolysis. The transcript is spliced from 8 exons. NCBI's taxonomy places the organism in Eukaryota, Fungi, Basidiomycota, Agaricomycetes, Agaricales, Mycenaceae. The record is from RefSeq and is a predicted model, not a curated record. Gene Ontology annotation, molecular function: aminopeptidase activity; zinc ion binding.